AUGGCCUCCGAGUCAAAUUCCCGUGCUCGCUCGCAAAUCGAGGCCCUCUUGAGCCUCAUAUCCUCGUCAACCCAAGCAGCCAUGUCAGAGUACGAGAAGACCGGUCAUGGCAUUCCUAGCCCCAACUCCUCGGAAUCUCAUCCAUUGGACGAUGAAGUUGGUGCCCUUGCGUUAAAAACGGCCAUACGGACACUCGAAGGUGCCUGUGAAAGGUUAUGCACUACUCUCGCUCAACCGAUGCAUACGCUAAUCAACCGCGCCAUGCCAUACGAGGCACCUUGUCUCAAGUUUGUCGUUGAGGAAGGGAUAGCCGAUAUCCUUGAAACCACUGCUCCAAAUGGCGCCAAAGGAAUGCACGUCGAUGAUAUUGUUACUAAGAUGAAGAAUAAAGCUGACCCGGAGAAGAUCGGCCAGGUGAUGCUUCUUCUGUCGACUAGAGGGUGUUUCCAAGAAGUCUCAAAAGACGUCUACGCUAACAACCGCAUCUCCCUCCCACUACUAUUGUCCAGUCCGAUAUCUUCGACCAUUUCGCUCUAUUCGGGAGAGAUCCUCCAAGGCGUCGCCAUGUUACCUGAGGCACUCGUGCAUCCGGAAUAUGCAUCCAGCAGGAAGGUCAACAAAAGCAGCUUUUCGUAUCUGAUAAGAAAUGAGAUGGAGAAUGCUUCGUAUUUCGAUUGGAUCCAGUCAAAUCCACAUGCAGGAAAGCGCUUUCAACGAGCCAUGGUGGGAUUUAGCCGUACUGUUGGUUCCCCAGAUGCAGUUGUACAAGUGUAUCCUUGGGAACAAUUACUGUCUCCUGCUUCUGGGAAGAACUUCCUAGAAUUUUGCGACGUUGGUUCAGGACCGGGCGUCGUCUCGUUAGCACUCUCCAAAUCUUACCCCAACAAGUUCAAGAUUAUUCUUCAAGACCUGCCUCAACCGCUCGAACACACAAAAACACUCUGGUUGGCUGAACAUCCAGGAGCGGAUGUUCGGUUUGUUCCUAUCAAUUUCUUGAAAGAGUCGCCGAUCUCUGGGCAAGAUGUUUAUUUCCUGAGCUACAUCAUCCUCGACUGGCCAGAUUCAGAUGCAAUUAUAAUUCUGAAGAACGUUGCUAAGGCGAUGAAGAGUUCAAGCCGGCUAAUCCUUCAUGAAUAUAUCCUUCAACAUGCCUAUCAUGACCAAGGCUCUAUCGGAUCUAGCGAACUGGCCCCAGAACCACUUCUCCCAAACUACGGUUGCGUUCGGCCCGUCAACUGCAAUGUCAUUAUGCUCGCUCUAUACAAUAGUUGCAUAAGAACAAGUGAAGACUUUAUAGCGCUCGGGCGAAAAUCUGGUCUUGAACUGGUGAAGUUAUGGCCGCUAUCAGAAACGUGUCUGAUCGAGUUCAGGCUAGCGAGUUAA
This is a messenger RNA of Marasmius oreades (fairy-ring Marasmius), 1383 nucleotides long. RefSeq lists its product as uncharacterized. The transcript has 12 exons. NCBI's taxonomy places the organism in Eukaryota, Fungi, Basidiomycota, Agaricomycetes, Agaricales, Marasmiaceae. The record is from RefSeq and is a predicted model, not a curated record. Bases 1 to 1383 code for a protein of 460 amino acids. Gene Ontology annotation, molecular function: O-methyltransferase activity.